This is a messenger RNA of Stylophora pistillata, 2225 nucleotides long. RefSeq lists its product as uncharacterized. Lineage: Eukaryota; Metazoa; Cnidaria; Anthozoa; Scleractinia; Pocilloporidae. The record is from RefSeq and is a predicted model, not a curated record.
UUAAGGUUGAAAGCUUUCCGGUAUAGUAUCGCAAAAAUCGGAAGUAAGUUUUCGAAAGUUGAGAUCGGUCUCCGAAGUUGCGUGAUCAGCCACAUGCAAAUGAAGGUGACGGUUCACUUACCAUUAUAGUAUCUUGGAUACAGAUGAAGUGUUUUUCUGUUAAGGGAACUCUAAAGUAAUCCUUUGUUUACCAAAAGCCGCCAUACGGAGCCUUGAUGACAAAAUAAUGUGAACUAAUGUCUUCUCAUGGUUCUGAGAAGUUAACAGCAACGUAGAAUGGCUAGUUCAGUAAAGCAGCAAGGAACAUCUGUUACGUGUGAAAGUCUUAUAAAGACACGGCGUUUAAAUGAAACUGAAUCCUUCCUUUUAGAGGAAAGACUUAAAGUAUUGGAUUGUAAAAAAAAACAAAAGAAUGCCGAGUACAGAGUGGAGAAAUAUUCGCUUCAGAAGCAGAUUGAAGAAAUACGAAAUGUACGGAAAAAACCAGAAAUAAGCACGGAAAGAAGAAAGCUCCUGCGUGCUCAAGGAUACACUAUCGACGGUCGCGCUGCUUCGGGAAGUUCGGAAGACAAGCCAGUUGCUUACAAGAGAUUUUCGAUGCCUGAUUUGAACGGUAGAGAUUCUCCUGGCCAUAGACGCUCUAGAGGUUUGAGUUUGCAUCACAGCGAACCUACUAUGAAGACAUUUUCUCAACUGACUCUUCAAGAUGGAGGAGAAAAAGAAAAAGAAAGUACGGCUGUAAACAAAGAACAACAAAGCGAUCCUGCUGGUAUGGCGCCAGCCAGAGCGAGGCAUCAGUUCCGUGUUAUUGAACCUCCAUGUCGACCUGGAUCGCGACGAAACUUCAUCCAGUUGUCAAACGAGAAACUAAAGAAAUUGAAAGAGAAAGAAGACAAAAAAUCGAAAGAGAUUUUACUUGACCCAAGUCUAAAGUUAGAUCAUAGGGGUGUGAUUGUUUCCCCUGGACUGGUAAAAUCUUUGCGCGAUACAUCACUAGCAGAAACGAUUAAAGGUCAUGAACAAGCAUUGCAUAAUUGGGAAGACAAAGAGAUUGAAGGAAGGCGUCAGAGGGAAAUGUCUUUUAACUCGGACACACAGGCUCAUACUGAAAUCUUUGAAGAUGACAACGCAAAAGAAUUAAAUUUCACAUGUCAAGUAGAUGACAGGAAAUUGAUAUCUAAGUCGUGCGAGAGCUUGGAUAGUAUAACGGAAGUUCGUGUUCCAGACAGCCCUUCAGAUUGUCACGACAAUAGCAUAUCAGAACCACGAAAUGUGACUGCGCCCAGCGGCUUUGAGGCACGUCAUGAUCACAUGGUAAUCACGAAUAGAGAGGUUGACAAAGUGUGUAAAUAUGCUAGCACCAGGCCUCCGGCGCGGUUGGCAUUUGUUGAAACACCAGAUGCACCUCCGGAUGAAAAUAAACGGAGUAGUUUUAAUUCUGAGAUUGAAUUGCGACAACCGACAGUGCAUGGCUUGCAGCACAGUCACAGUGUAAAUAACACAGAUAUAGAGCCAUCCCACAGCGCUAUUGGAAGUUUUUCUGAAUCUACGUUCACCGAAAUGAAACAAUCCUCCCACGUAAAAUUGGUAGAGGGACAGAGAAAGAGAAGAGUAACUUUACCUCCAGGGAAAUUCCACACCGUGUCAAGUCAAAAUGAUGUCGCUCUAAACCGAAAUGCAAGCAAAAGAGAGUCUCGAAGACUAAGCGUAGCUUCGCCAGGCACGAACGUUCACAAGUCUACAGAGUCCGUAUUUGCUUGGCAGUCCGAACGAAAUACUCGAGGAGACACGGUGUCAUACGCGUAGGAUGCGCGGCCGAAUCGGUCACUUUGCAAAGGAUAUGUUACAAUGCAGAUGACCGUUAAAGGGAAGCAAGUCAAAGUACACAUUCCAAAAUUUCCGAACGACUCCGAAUCCGAGCCAACUCUAGAUCAUGCUCGGAAAAAAAUAUCGAUUGCUCGGUUCCAACCAAGAACGCCGCACGAAAAGGCGAAAAAGUGAAAUCAAACGAAGGAGGUACAUUACCGGAGAGACGUGCAACGUAAUGAAAUUUAUUCUGUUUGUUUUUCUUUUGUCAGAUGUUGAAAAGUUUCUUUCAGCUUUAAGUAUUUAAGUCUAGUUGAAUAACUCAUUAAAUGGUGUUUGGAGAGAAUGCCAUAAAGUUUUUUUUUUUGUAUAUGUAUUUAACAAUUAUUCGCCGAAGGUGAGGUGAAUAUCGUCGAAUG